Panicum virgatum (switchgrass) is the source of this 3301-nucleotide messenger RNA. RefSeq names its product alpha,alpha-trehalose-phosphate synthase [UDP-forming] 6-like. NCBI's taxonomy places the organism in Eukaryota, Viridiplantae, Streptophyta, Magnoliopsida, Poales, Poaceae. The record is from RefSeq and is a predicted model, not a curated record. The coding region runs from base 416 to 3064 and encodes 882 amino acids. Gene Ontology annotation, molecular function: catalytic activity. The transcript is spliced from 3 exons. Gene Ontology annotation, cellular component: cytosol. Gene Ontology annotation, biological process: trehalose biosynthetic process.
CCCUCCUCCCGUCCAUCCGCCGCGGGGAGCUCAGCUCCAGCUCGUCACGCUGCUCCGCUCGGCCGGCCGGGCGCGGGUGCCAACGGGAAGCCGCGGCCUUAAAAAAAGGGAAGGGUACCCAGCUUGCCCAAGCUUAUCACAUCUCCCUCCGGCUGCUCUCGCUCGCUACUCUUGUGCUACUUAAACAAACAGCUCUUGCGAUCCGCAAGGGCCAGCGGCCAGCACCCCCGCACGCGACCCCAAGCCAGGAAUCGCUUCCCACCCAGCGCGGCCACCAGCAGCAGCAAGCACCGCACCGCUCUGCUCUCUCCCUGUCGGCAACGGCAAAUCCGGCCUCCCUCCCUCCCGCUCGCUCGCUCGCAGUCCCCCUCCCUGUCGGCAACGGCAAAUCUGGUUCGUGAUCCGGCGCGCGGGGAUGGUGUCGAGAUCCUACUCCAACCUCCUGGAGCUCGCCUCCGGGGGCGGCGGGGGCGGGGAGCCGCUGCCGUCGCUGGGGCGCCGCCGGGUGCCGCGCGUCGUCACGGCGCCCGGCAUUGUGCCGGGCCUCGACGCCUCCGACGACGACGACGACGCCUCCGACCGCUCCUCCCACGCGCCGCGGGAGCGCGUCAUCAUCGUCGCCAACCAGCUCCCCGUGCGCGCCGCGCACCGCGCGGGCGGCGCCGGUUGGGACUUCGCGUGGGACGAGGACAGCCUCCUGCUGCAGGUCAAGGACAGCCUCCGCGCGCACCACGGCCGCGGGGACGUCGAGUUCGUCUACGUCGGCGGCCUCCGCGACGACGUGCCCCCCGCCGAGCACGACCAGGUCGCGCACGAGCUCCUCGAGGGGUUCCGCUGCGUGCCCACCUUCCUGCCCGCCGACCUCCGCUCCAGGUUCUACCACGGCUUCUGCAAGCAGCAGCUCUGGCCACUGUUCCAUUACAUGCUGCCACUGUCGCCGGAGCUCGGCGGACGCUUCGACCGCCUGCUCUGGCAGGCCUACGUCUCCGUCAACAAGAUCUUCGCGGACAAGAUCCUUGAGGUGAUCAGCCCCGACGAGGACUUUGUGUGGGUGCACGAUUACCACCUCAUGGUGCUGCCCACAUUCCUGCGCAAGCGCUUCAACCGGGUCAAGCUCGGCUUCUUCCUGCACAGCCCGUUCCCCUCCUCGGAGAUCUACAAGACCCUGCCUGUGCGUGAGGAGCUGCUCCGGUCGCUGCUCAAUGCCGAUCUGAUUGGGUUCCACACCUUUGACUAUGCCAGACACUUCCUGUCGUGCUGCAGCAGGAUGCUCGGGCUCAAGUACGAGUCGCAGAGGGGCUACAUUGCACUGGAGUACUAUGGACGAACAGUCACAAUCAAGAUCUUGCCAGUGGGGGUUCACUUGGAGCAGUUACAGUCAGUCCUUAAUCUUCCAGAGACUGGAGUCAAGGUGGCUGAGCUUCUGAAGCAGUUCAAUCAUCGGAGCCGGCUGCUGUUGCUUGGUGUUGAUGAUAUGGAUAUCUUCAAAGGAAUUAGCUUGAAGCUUUUGGCGUUUGAGCAGCUGCUGAUGCAGCAUCCAAAGUGGCGGGGAAGGGUGGUGCUGGUUCAGAUUGCCAAUCCGGCAAGGGGGAAGGGAAAGGAUGUGAAAGAGGUACAGGAAGAGAGCGAUGCAAUGGUAAAGCGCAUCAAUGAUGCAUUCGGGCAGCCAGAUUACCAGCCUGUUAUACUGAUUGAUAAGCCACUGCGGUUCUAUGAGAGGAUGGCAUAUUAUGUUGUUGCCGAGUGCUGCUUGGUUACUGCAGUGAGAGAUGGCAUGAAUCUUAUCCCGUAUGAGUACAUUAUUGCUCGACAAGGGAAUGAGAUGAUCGACAGGAUCCUAGGUCUUGGCCCAUCUUCAAGGAAGAAGAGCAUGCUUGUUGUCUCAGAGUUCAUCGGAUGCUCGCCCUCCCUAAGCGGCGCGAUCCGGGUGAACCCUUGGAACAUUGAUUCAGUGGCUGAUGCGAUGGACUCUGCAUUGGAGAUGCCAGAAGGGGAGAAGGUCUUGAGACACGAGAAGCAUCAUAGAUAUGUGAGCACACACGAUGUUAGCUAUUGGGCGAACAGCUUCCUGCAAGAUCUUGAGAGGACUUGUCUCGACCACAACAGGAGGCGUUGCUGGGGCAUAGGAUUCGGGCUAAAGUUCAGGGUUGUAGCCCUUGACCCAAACUUCAAGAAGCUUGCAGUUGAGCACUUGGUCUCGGCCUACCGGAGGACAACAAAGCGCAUCAUUCUCUUGGACUAUGAUGGGACCCUGAUGCCGCAGACUUCGUUUGGUAAGAGUCCUACCUCAAGGACGAUAGACAUGUUGAACAGCCUUUGCCGUGACAAGAACAACAUGGUCUUCCUUGUGAGCACAAAGAGUCGGACGACUUUAAGCGAGUGGUUCUCACCAUGCGAGAACUUGGGACUAGCAGCUGAACAUGGCUACUUUCUCAGGCUGAGAAGAGAUGCAGAAUGGGAGGAGUGUGUCACGGUGAUAGACUGCAGCUGGAAGCAAAUUGCAGAGCCUGUGAUGAAGACCUACACAGAGACGACAGACGGGUCAACAAUUGAGGACAAGGAGACUGCAAUUGUUUGGAGCUAUGAGGAUGCUGAUCCAGAUUUUGGCUCCUGCCAGGCCAAAGAGCUCCACGACCAUCUGGAGAGUGUCCUCUCAAACGAGCCGGUGUCGGUGAAAGCUGGCUUGAACCAUGUUGAGGUGAAGCCACAGGGCGUGAGCAAGGGCCUGGUGGCGAAGCGGAUCUUGUCGACGAUGCAGGAGCGUGGUGACCUGCCGGACUUCAUCCUGUGCGUGGGCGACGACCGGUCCGACGAGGACAUGUUCGAGGUGAUCACCACGGCGGCGGCGCGGGGCCCCUCCUCCCUGCACCCGGAGGCGGAGGUGUUCGCGUGCACGGUGGGGCGCAAGCCCAGCAAGGCCAAGUACUACCUGGACGACCCCGCGGACAUCGUGCGCCUCAUCCAGGGCCUCGCCAACGUCUCCAACGACCAGGCGUCGCACGGCGGCAGCGGCGCGACCCUGCCCGACGAUGCCGCAGCGGCCGCCGCCACCGUCCUGAGGUGACACCGCACCUGCCCGCCCGCGCGCAGUUAAGCUCAAGUAGGCGGUAUGAGAGACCGACCUCUCGGAAGGGGGAGGGAGCAUCGCUCGGUCGUUGGUCCCAGAUGUGUACAUUGUUCUAGGAACGAACUCGCGCAAGUGCGUGCUGUGCUUGCGAGUGCGCUGCUUCGUCGAACUGUCAGCCGAUGUGUACAUAAACUCCUCCAGAUCAUCUCCAUCGACAGCGUCGAGUUCUCGUCA